AUGAGAAAGAUGAAUUAUACAAAUUGCACAGCAGAAACAAUUGCAAAUAAAUCUAAAACCGUAACGGAAAAAAUGCUGAUUUCUUUGGCAUUGGCUGUAAUAACUACUUUGACCACAUUGUUAAAUUCAGCUGUGAUUAUUGCCAUUUGCACAACCAAGAAACUGCACCAACCAGCCAACUAUUUGAUAUGUUCACUGGCUUUUACUGAUUUCUUGGUUGCCAUUUUGGUAAUGCCUUUAAGCAUUGCCUACAUUGUCAUGGAUACCUGGACUCUUGGUUAUGUAAUCUGUGAAAUAUGGCUUAGCGUGGAUAUGACCUGCUGUACUUGUUCGAUCCUUCAUUUAUGCGUGAUUGCUCUUGAUCGAUACUGGGCCAUAACCGAUGCAAUUGAAUAUGCCAGGAAACGUACAGUUAAGCGGGCUUCUCUAAUGAUCUUAAUAGUAUGGACUAUUUCAGUCUUCAUUUCUCUUCCACCUCUAUUCUGGAGGAACCAUCACAAUAUAAGUACCCCCAGCAGGUGUAUCAUUCAGCAUGAUCAUGUGAUCUAUACAAUAUACUCCACAUUUGGGGCAUUUUAUAUCCCUUUGACUUUAAUACUUAUUUUGUACUAUAGAAUAUACCAUGCUGCAAAAAGCCUUUACCAAAAAAGAGGAUCAAGCCGCCAUUUAAGCAACAGAAGCAAUGACAGCCAAAACUCCUUUGCCCAUUGCAAGCUCACACAGACAUUCUGUGUGUCAGAAUUUUCCACAUCGGAUCCUACCAUAGAAUUUGAGAAGAUGACUGCAUGCGUGAGGACUCUGCCAUAUGAUAAUGACAAUGACUUGUCAGGGGACCGACAGCAGCAGAUCUCUAGCUCAAGAGAAAGGAAAGCUGCUCGUAUCCUUGGACUUAUUCUAGGAGCUUUUAUGUUGAGUUGGUUGCCAUUUUUCAUCAAAGAGCUUGUUGUUGGACUUAGUCUUUGCACUGUAUCACCAGAAGUGGCUGAUUUUCUGACCUGGUUAGGUUAUGUGAAUUCGCUAGUCAAUCCCCUUCUUUACACUAGCUUCAAUGAUGAUUUUAAGAUAGCCUUUAAAAAACUUAUUAGAUGCAAAGAGCAUUCAUAA
Messenger RNA from Staurois parvus, 1104 nucleotides. NCBI's taxonomy places the organism in Eukaryota, Metazoa, Chordata, Amphibia, Anura, Ranidae. The record is from the annotation of a GenBank genome assembly.